Messenger RNA from Caenorhabditis angaria, 310 nucleotides. Lineage: Eukaryota; Metazoa; Nematoda; Chromadorea; Rhabditida; Rhabditidae. The record is from the annotation of a GenBank genome assembly.
AUGUCAACUUCUGAUCAAAAAGUGAGUUAGGGUUACUGUAGCACCCCAAAUAUAAUUUCAGUAAAUCCUGUUUUGAUUUCAGGCCGCAGAUAAGCUAAGAAAGAAAUCAGCGAAAGAACUGGAAGAGAUGGCCACUGCUCGAGCAAAAGGACCAAUGUCGGCAGAAUCAGUUGAUGAGCCGGUGGCAUUGGUUUCAUGUCCAAGCGAAACAUCGAUGAACAAACUGAACAAUGACUUGAAGAAGGUGCCAAUUGUCAAAGAUUUCAACUCUGCCGAAAAUCAUUUAGAAGAUCCGGACAAGAAAAAAUGA